UGUGUUUAUGCAGAUGAUAUAAAUUUUUUGAUCAUUUAUUGGUGAAUUUAUGUGUCCACACUAAAUUGUAUCAUGAUGUAUGAUAUUCCCUGAAGGCCUCUUUCGUUAUAAAAUACACAUAUGUCAUUGAUAACGAAAGAUUAAAAAUAGAAACAAAAGUUGAUUAAACAUAUUUAACGGAAAUACCGAUCUGAAUAGCACAAACAAAAUGGCAGACACAGACAUAAAUGCAGUAUCAUUAGCGCUUUAUCGCUACUUGUGUCAAAACAUAGUUGGAACAGAGAAUCAUGUUAAAACAAUCAGACUUCUGAAUAGUGUCAGAGAUAAUGUGAUGAGCACCAAUCCUGUUGUCUCUAUCACAAGUGGAAGUUUUGGAGAAGGGCUCGAGAUGAGAGGUAGUGAUUUGGAUAUUAUGGCAUUAAACAAAUUCCACGAGGUUUAUGCGGAUGUAAAACCCCGACUUAAUAAAAAUAUAACAUAUUUUAGAAUGGAAACAGACGAGGUAAAACCUGGUUUCACGCAGUUGCUAUUAGAACAAAAUUUUACUAAAUCUGUCUUAGGAAACUGUGAACUGCUUAAUGGAAAACAUUAUUUAUCGAGCGCACUCUUUAAACAAUACAUAGCAGGUUAUACAGAUGGUAUUAUAAUUCAUGGACCGUGUUUAUCUGACAAACACGGAUUCUUGGACCGAUGCUUUUGCUUUCAUUGUAAGACAUGGAUACCACAGGCAUCACAGUGGAUAUCAAGAUCAAAUAAUUCAUGGCCAAGUUAUAAUGUCAAACAAAAUAUCAUAAAACACGGAGUACUUGUUGUACCAAUCGGAGUUAAGGGAUCGUUGAAAGAAGAUAUAGAAUGGCGAAUAUCUUUUUCUGUGGGUGAAAAAAUACUCAUAAACACAUUUACGCACACACAAUUAUUAUGCUAUGCACUCCUGAAAAUUAUUUUGAAAGAUGUAAUAGCAACAUACACAGAAUGUUCAGAUUUACUCUGUUCAUAUUUUAUGAAAACAGUUAUUUUCUGGAUAUCAGAGGAAUUACCACAAUCCGUAUGGAAACCUGAAAAUCUUAUACCUUGUUUUAUGCGUUGCUUUAGUAGGCUUAUUUAUUGUGUUAAGUAUUCAGCUUGCUUGCAUUACUUUAUUCCUGAAAACAACAUGUUUGAGAACAAAAUAGAGGGCCGUGCUCGUGAAAUACUCCUAGAUAAACUAAAUACCCUCCAUAGUUACGGUUGGCGGUGUGUCUUAUUUUCAGAUCAACUAUAUAACUUUCAUGUAUCAAUGUGGACGGAUCACAUCGAACCUCAUACAUUGCAUACUAUCCAGGUUGCAAAAACACUGAAUUCAAAAUUGUUAUAUUUUUCAAAUAAUUGGAAGGGUGUUGAGUUUGAGAUGCACACUUAUGUAUACAAAAAAGGAAUCCACCUGAUAGUUUCCUGUGAUCAAUCCUACCUAAAAUACUUUUAUACAUACUACAUGUCAUUGAGUUGUGCACAAUCUGCGCAGACUAUUCCGCUGAAUAGUACUAGAAAUAGUAACAAACAUCAAUAUAAACAGUAUAAUUCCUGUCUUUGUACUCUGCUUCAAAAUAUUUAUCAUGACACUGUUUCUGGAUGGUUGAUGAUAGCUUCGUUUUUCUAUACGUCAAAACAAUACAAGAAAGCGUUAUGCAUCAUCAUGUAUUCUUUAUCAAAAUGUACUCACGAAAAAUUAUACAGCUUCAUGGAUAUGUCGGGGAUUCAAUACCAAUUGUUCAAACUGAAAUUAUUUCAGAAGAAAAGUAUCGUUCGACUAUGGAAAAUAAUGCUUAUAGAUUUUAUGAAAUUUGGAAAAAAGUCUGGGUUAAUACCAAUCGAACUACAAAUAGAAGUGGAAAAUGGAGUAUAUACACUUUCCUCUAUAGUUUAUGCUUAUUUUCUAAAAUUUCUGUGUCAUUAUCAUCUCAAUAAUGUCAGACAAUGUCAGGAUUCCAUCCAAACUUUACAACUUGUUAUAGCAGAAAAUUAUUUUAUUGAAAAAGACAACAAAUACCAAUAUCAAGCACACAACAUUGUUGGUAUUGCUUUACAGUUAUCAGGAGACCAUGAAGCCGCCCGUCAAGCAUUUAUGCAGUCAAUUGAAAUAUACCCUGAUCACAGAUAUAAUACUUCUAUAAAGAGAUUUUUGUUGAUGAGCUCAUUGUGAUAUUUGUUCAAAAUGACAAAUUCACCAGGCACAAGAUUUAGAAUCAGAUCCAAAGACGUAUGAAUGCAAAAGUUCAUGUCAAAGAAACACAGAAGUUGAUCAGAGAAAUAGAAUGAUUAUGUUGGAUAAGUAAGAAUCCAUCUAAAAGUUUUUACAUUUUUGUUUUCCUGUCCUUACUGGAGAUUGCGGUUUAACUAAUUCUAUUCGCCUUCUUCUAUGAGAUAAUGUCAAAUGUCGAAGCUGUAUCAACUUCAAAUUAUUAGGUCGGGUUCUCUUCUAAUUUGGGUAUAAAAUCUUAGAUAAUUGGAAUGACAAUAACGUCACUGCUGAGAUAUAGUUAAUACAUAUCUGCAUUAGAAUAUAAAAAGUUGUUAAUUCAAAUUCCCGAUAACUGCAUUUGAAAGAGAGAGUUUUAAAAUUGAUGAAGAAGGAGCAAUAACUCAAAAGUGCCAGACUGAUAUGUAUAUUUUUGUUUAUAAUGCAAUGUCUUAAUUAAAUAAUCCUAA
Mytilus californianus (California mussel) is the source of this 2685-nucleotide messenger RNA. RefSeq lists its product as uncharacterized. The transcript has 2 exons. The record is from RefSeq and is a predicted model, not a curated record. Bases 209 to 2179 code for a protein of 656 amino acids. Gene Ontology annotation, molecular function: protein binding. Lineage: Eukaryota; Metazoa; Mollusca; Bivalvia; Mytilida; Mytilidae.